Messenger RNA from Rotaria sordida, 1230 nucleotides. The record is from the annotation of a GenBank genome assembly. NCBI's taxonomy places the organism in Eukaryota, Metazoa, Rotifera, Eurotatoria, Philodinida, Philodinidae.
AUGAAAUUAACAUUAACAUCAUUACGAAAAUCAAAUGAAAUUGAUCCAUUAUCAGAUAAUAAUGUUCAAAUUCAUGAAGGUAUAUCAUAUCAAGCUACUAUACCUGCACUUAAUUCAAUAUCAUUAACAACUGAUCAUGAUGCUAUUCUUUUUUGGAAACCAACUGAUUUAAUUAAUGAUCAUGAUCUUAUAGAUUAUAUUAAUUAUGCUUAUAAAAAACAUCAUAUGAAUGAAGAACAAGCAUUAACUAUAUUACAAAUAUGUAAAUAUAAAAUUUCAACAAGUAAAUUACUUAUGGAACAAUAUAAACCAGAAAUUGAUCAAUGGACAAUUGAAGAAAAAUUUCUAUUUGAACAAGCAUAUCAAUUUUAUGGUAAAAUAUUUUCACGUAUUAAACAAAUGUUACCAGAAAAAAGUAUUGCUGAACUUGUUCGAUAUUAUUAUUCAUGGAAAAAAACUCGUUUAUAUCAAAGUCUCAUGGAUCAACAUGAAAAACAAUAUCAGUUAAUGCCAUAUGAUGAAGAUUAUGAAAGUAAUGAUGAUAAUGAUAAAAGAACUACAACAUCAGUACGUGUAUCGACAAAAAAUUUGGAUAAUCAUUCAAAAAUAAUAUCCAAUCAAAAUAAUACCGAAGAACAAGAAUGUUGUAAUUGUGAAAUAAUUUCUCAAUCAAUACAUUCAACACCAAAAGGUAUUCUUUGUAAUGAAUGUUAUAUUUAUCGGCAAAAAUCGAAUUUAAUGCAACCUGAAUUAUAUCAAAAUAAAUCAUUAAUUAAAAAAGUUAAACGACCACCAAAAAAUAUGUCAAUUGAUUUAAUAAAUUUAACAUCAUCAAAUUCUAUUGAAAAAUUAGAAGAAGAUAUUCGUUAUGAAUUAUCAAUAAUACAAUUACAUAAUCAAUCAAUUGAAUAUUUAACAAAUCAAUCAAGAAUUGAACUUGAAACAAUGCAUAUACCAUUUCUUAUAAAAUCUAUAAAUUCAAAUGAAACAACAACAUCAACAUGGUCAAUAGAAGAAAUUCUUCUUGCUAUACAAGCAUUUGCAAAAUAUGGAAAAGAUUUUCAUACUGUAUCACGUAUAAUUGGUUCAACAAAAAAUAUUCAUGAUGUUGAAAGAUUUUUUCUUGAAUCUCGUGAACGUUAUCAACUUGAUAUGGUUAUAGAUAUUCAUUCUAAACCAAUAACAAAUCUACAAAAUAAACAAGAUGAUAUUGUUUUUAUUAGCCAAUGA